Molecule: messenger RNA, 1479 nt
Organism: Exaiptasia diaphana
Lineage: Eukaryota; Metazoa; Cnidaria; Anthozoa; Actiniaria; Aiptasiidae
Product: EF-hand calcium-binding domain-containing protein 6
Exons: 12
Coding region: 69-1469 (466 amino acids)
Molecular function (GO): calcium ion binding
Source: RefSeq, a predicted model, not a curated record
CUUUAGAAACUCUCAAAUAAACUUCUAUAAAAUUCGUAUUAGACAACGAUGAAUUCGUAAAUGGUUUAAUGGCGAUGUUAACCACUCAAAGGGGAGCAAACUCAAGGRUCGGGAACUUGCCAGCGAUUGAACAUCCAGGUUUACGACUGCCAAAAGGCGACCCGAUCGAAAUUCAUGGCWCAGCUUCGCGGGAUGGCUCAAUCAAGAGCUCUUUACCRCCACUUCGCACUGAAAACAAUCCAUUGAUUCAUAUCAAAACUAAAAAACAUUCAAGAGGCUCUACGUGGCCUGUCGAUCAAGAAAACACUGAUUCAAAAGAUGGACGGAACUUGUUCACUUUGACACAGAAGAAGACUGUUGAAGAGCUGGUCGAACUUAUAGAUGGCAAGYUAACUGGUAGUUUCUAUGGCAUCAGGCAGGCAUUUAAGGGCAAUGACCCUAAAGGAAAAGGAGUUAUAUCCAGAGAGGCAUUUAAAAACAUUCUGUACCAUCUCUGUGGGUAUGUGUCUGCAGCACAGUUCAGCGGACUUCUGCAGAGGUUUGGCCUUGAGUCACGAUCUGUGGUCGCUUUUGAUGACUUCAUACGACAUUUUAAAAAUAACGAGGUAGUUGAUAAAGUAUGGAUGGAUCCAGUUUUGCGCCCAKCAAACCCAGCUUCCAAUCUACCAGCAAACAGACUGAAAAAUCUCCAGCGCCAGCGUGUGGCGAUGAAGGAAUCAAACACCAGGCGACAUACAGUCAAAAUGUACACUGCRCUUCAAGUGUUUCCUAUGCUUAAACGCAAAGUCAGAGAUAAUUUUAUGGAGUUCGCCAAGCUUUUGCCGACGUCAUGCUUUGAUCUGGACGGCACGGUGCUCAAACCUCAGCUCAGACAUUUGCUGUAUAUCUUAAAUGUUAACAUGUACGAUGAAGAGUUUGACAAAGUAUGGGACAGAUUUGAUCGCAGUGGACUUGGUACUGUAGACAGCCAAACCUUCUUUAAAGUCCUCGGUCUAAGACGUCUUGAAAUGGAACCAUCAGAUAUUCCAAUCGAUGUCAUUGAGCCGAGUCAUUCCCCUGAAAUAACAUCACCAGUUAAAAGAGAGGAAGUAUCUUCCAAGAACGAGGGAAACCAGCGAACACCAACAUCACCUACCGACGAUGUGCAGCCUGAAAGUACACCAGAAAACGUACAAGAAGAUAUACUGAACAUUUUACAAGGAAAGUUUCGGUCUGGCUACAACAGUAUUUUACAGCUUUGUACUGCACUCGACACAAAGAAAACUGGAACUAUAAGUCGAAGUGACUUUCGACAUCUUUUAUCAAAAUGUCGUCUGAAUCUUGGAGCGGUUGAAGUAGAGCAUUUUUUGUCAAGGUUUGGGAUUCGUGAUCAAGAGAGGAUAGAUUAUAAAGAAAUUCUUAAUUCGCUGGAGGAUCGAACAGAGAAAGGCAUACUACAGAGAAUACUGGAUGACAAAAAACACAGGUGAAAAAAGAAAA